Molecule: messenger RNA, 1467 nt
Organism: Octodon degus (degu)
Lineage: Eukaryota; Metazoa; Chordata; Mammalia; Rodentia; Octodontidae
Gene: Krt39
Product: keratin 39
Exons: 7
Coding region: 1-1467 (488 amino acids)
Molecular function (GO): structural molecule activity
Source: RefSeq, a predicted model, not a curated record
AUGGAAACCCAGGGCUGUACCACAGCUACUGCCCCCUCAACCCCAGCCCACAGCUGCUCUGGGAUUACAGAUGUGAGCACCAUCACUCCUAACAGCAGCUGCCGGCACGACAGCCCUGAAGCCAACAGCUGCCGGCCGGCCGGCCCCCUGCUGAGAACUCCCCAGGGCCCCGGCUGCCAGUCGGCCCUGAGCCUCUGCCACAGCCCCAUCUACCUGCUGAGCAGCUCCAGUGGCCAGCCCUGCCUGGAUGACCACGUCUGGUACUGGGAAGGAAUCAACAGCCACGAGAAAGAGACCAUGCAGCUCCUGAACGGCCGCCUUGCUAGCUACCUGGAACAGGUGCGAAAGCUAGAGCGAGAGAACGCCGCGCUGGAACGCAAAAUCCAGGAGGAGUGUGACAAAGUGUGCCCUGCCCCGGGUCCCAACUACCUGUCCUACUACGCCACCAUUGAGGAGCUCCAGCAGAAGAUCUUGUGUACCAAGGCUGAGAAUUCCAGGCUGGUCUCACAAAUUGACAACACCAAACUGACUGCAGAUGACUUAAGAGCCAAGUUCGAAGCAGAUGUGUCCCUGCGGCAGCUCGUGGAGGCAGACACCAGCGCCCUGCGGCAGGUCCUGGAUGCACUGACUUUGGGCGAGGCUGACCUGCAGGCUCGAGUCCAGUCCCUGAAGGGGGAGCUGCUCUGCCUGAAAACCAACCACGAGGAGGAAGUCAGUUCGCUCCAGAGCCAGCUUGGGGACAGACUCAGCAUUGAAGUGACUGCUGCCCCUUCUGUGGACUUGAACCAGAUUCUACAAAGCAUGAGAUGUCAGUAUGAGUCCAUCAUGGAGACAAACCGGAAGGACAUGGAGCAGUGGUUCAACACACAGAUGCAGGAGCUGAACCAGCAGGUGGUAACCAGCUCUCACCAGCAGCAGUGCUGCCAGGCAGAGCUCAUAGAGCUGAGACGCACCGCGAACGCCCUGGAGGUCGAACGGCAGGCCCAGCAGCGAAUGAGAGACUCCCAAGAACGUAUCCUAGAGGAGACGGAGGCCCGCUACACGGCCCUGCUGUCCCAGAUCCAGGAUCUGAUCCAUAACCUGGAGGCUCAGCUGGCAGAGAUCCGAAGCACCCUGGAAGGACAGAACCAAGAAUACGAGGUUCUGCUGGACACCAGGUCCCGGCUGGAGUGCGAGAUCGCCACCUACCGCAGCCUGCUGGAGAGCUGGGAUGGCAAGCUGCUGUGCAACCCAUGCACCACCAACCCGCAGCCCUCCAUUUGUGCCACCCGCCAGGCCAGAGUCUGGGAAUGCCCUGUCCCCGUGUGCACAGCCCGGACCCCUGCUGUGAUGCGCAAGACCUGUGGCCUCCCGUCCCGGAUCCUGGUUAAAAUAUGCACCAUCACCAAGGAGCUCAAGGACGGGAAGGUCAUCUCGUCUUACGAGCACGUGCAGCCGUGCUACAUCACCCGCCCCGCCAGAGUCUAA